Molecule: messenger RNA, 2880 nt
Organism: Ylistrum balloti
Lineage: Eukaryota; Metazoa; Mollusca; Bivalvia; Pectinida; Pectinidae
Exons: 2
Coding region: 1-2880 (959 amino acids)
Biological process (GO): DNA integration
Molecular function (GO): nucleic acid binding
Source: RefSeq, a predicted model, not a curated record
AUGUUGAAAAUGGGAGUCAUUGAGAAAGCAAGUGGUCCGUGGGCGUCACCCAUAGUAUUAGUAAAAAAGAAAGAUGGUUCAACGCGCUUUUGCAUCGACUAUCGCAAACUAAAUGACAUCACUGUAAAGGACAGUCAUCCACUACCUAGGAUAGACGAUACACUAGACACGCUUUCGGGGGCUUCUUGGUUUUCCACCUUGGAUCUGAAAACUGAAUACUGGCAGGUGGACGUUGCAGAGAAAGAUCGACAGAAAACCGCCUUUGUAACUGGGUAUGGUGGAUUUUGGCAGUUCAAGGUCAUGCCCUUCGGUCUCUGCAACACCCCUGCCACAUCCGAGCGAUUGAUGGAGGAAGUCUUGACUGGUUUAACUUGGAAGCUUUGUCUAGUGUAUUUGGAUGAUGUGGUAGUCUUUGCUAACACGUUUGAACAAGAGCUAGACUAUCUUUUGCAAGUCUUAGACCGUGUACGCUCCGCAGGCCUGAAGUUAAGUCCCAAAAAGUGUCAUCAAUUUCGGCGGAAAGUUCAUUUCUUGGGUCAUUUGAUCUCUGGUGAGGGUAUUGAGACUGAUCCUGAAAAAGUUUCCGCAUUUCGGGAUUGGCCUACUCCCAGAUGUCUCAAGGAAGUGAGGAGUUUUCUGGGCAUGAGCUCUUACUAUAGACGCUUUAUUAAGAGUUUCUCAACCAUCGCCCGCCCACUUCAUCAGUUAAUGGAAUCUGGCCAUGUCUUUGAGUGGACUGAUGCCUGUGAAUCCGCUUUCCAAGAGCUUAAAUCCAAAAUGGUUACCGCUCCAAUCUUGGCACAUCCAUAUAGGGACACUAGCUUUAUACUGGAUACCGACGCCAGUGAUACUGGUGUUGGGGCAGUCUUGUCCCAGGUCCAAGAUAACCAUGAACGAGUCAUCGCUUAUUUUAGCAAAUCCCUAAGCAAGCCUGAAAGGUCCUACUGUGUAACCAUACGGGAAUUGUUAGCUCUCUGCGAACAGAUCACGGGUCACUUUGUUGGCUUAAGAACUUCAGGAGCCCGGAAGGCCAGCUUGCUCGUUGUCUCGAGCUUUUGUCCCAAUAUGACUUCUCAAUCGAGUAUCGGAGGGGGAGGAGUCAUAUAUGCUGAUGCUCUCUCCAGGAGGCCUUGUGCUGGGACGCCGUGCUCAUAUUGCGACAAAGCUGAUGCCAGAUACGCAGUACAUGAUGGCGCUUGUAACAUUGCAGCGUUGAGGCAGGCGGGUUCUUCUGACAGCUCGAAUCUAGAUGUCUCGGCUCAGGCUGACAGCUUUGAAGACCAAGGUAAUGGAGCGAUUUCUCUGGACAGGUUGAAAAAUUUACAGUUGAAGGAUAAGGUCUUGAGUGUGGUUGUAGGCUGGAAAGAGAGUGGUCAAAGACCCUUGUGGGAAGAUAUUUCCAGUUGCUCUCCAGCCGUGAAACAUUUUUGGUCCCGCUGGGAUGGUGUUCUCUAUAGACGGUUUGAGAAUGUUGGUGGUCUUUCAUAUGAGUGGCAGAUAGUGCUACCAGAGGUUUUGCGUAAAAGUGUUCUUAGAGAGCUCCAUAAUUCAGAAACUGCGGGUUACCUUGGUAUUGCCAAGACGUUUGGCAAGGUUAGAGCCAGGUAUUACUGGUGCGGGUUAAGGAGAGAUGUCGAGCAUUGGUGCAGGGCUUGCGAUGUUUGCGCCCGCAGGAAACGUCCUCCUAAAUCUCCCAAGGCUCCCCUGCAGCAGUAUGUAGUUGGUGCUCCACUCGAACGAAUCGCUGUUGAUGUAAUGGGUCCCUUACCUGUCACACAUCUUGGCAAUCGUUACUUGCUGGUGGUAGGAGACUAUUUCACUAAGUGGUGCGACGCCUACCCCAUUCCUGACCAAGAAGCUGAUAAGGUGGCAGAGGUUCUAGUAAAUGGGUUCGUACCACAGUUCGGUGUACCCAGGCAACUCCAUUCGGAUCAGGGUAGGAAUUUUGAAGGUUUUGUGUUAAAAGAAAUGUGUAACAUCUUGGUAAUCGAUAAGACUAGAACGACUCCUUUGCAUCCCCAAAGCGAUGGCAUGGAUGAAAGGUUAAACCAAACAUUAGAAAGCAUGCUCUCCAUGUUUGUAGAUGAUAACCAGCGUGACUGGGAUGUGCACGUGCCUUUGCUAAUGAUGGCAUAUAGGUCAUCGAUCCAUGACUCCACAGGAGUAUCUCCAUGUACCAUGAUGUUCGGAAGAGAGAUAACGCUGCCAGUUGAUCUGAUGUUUGGUGGUCCUGAAUCUGACAGUCCUGUUCUCAAGAGCUCAUACGCGCAUGACCUAGCGAGCAGAUUAGAACACAUUCAUGAUUUUGCUCGUGACAAGCUGGCAUUUGCUCACGGCGCAAUGAAGAAAAAUUAUGACCACAAUGCCAAGUCUGCCCGGUAUGAAGUAGGGGAAGCCGUCUGGCUUCGCAAUCUUGUUAGAAAGAAAGGAUUGUCCCCGAAACUUCAGCUGCCUUGGACUGGACUUUUCAUUGUGACCAAAAGGCUGACUGAUGUUACAUAUCAAAUCCAGCAGACUCAUCGUUCGAAGCCACGAAUCGUGCAUUUCAAUCGUCUGAAGCCCUAUAAUGGUGACGAGAAACCUACCUGGUUCGACGAUUCAAUGGCUAGAAGAAACGAUAGCGUUGUCGUUUCUCUUCCUGAGACUUCUGCAGUGGAAGAAUAUUCUCUCUCUUUGUCUUCUGUUCAUGAAGCAAAUGCUUCAGGAACUGAUACUGAAUCUGAGCCUGAGGAUUCCAACCCUAAAAGUCUCGACUGUGAUGCCUCUGACGCAUCCAGUACUGCUCCCUCCUCUGUCUCUGGCAGCCAUAACAUUGUCAGUAGGCGAGGAAGGCGCAUCGUUAAGCCUGGUUGGCAUCGAGACUUUGAUAUGCAGAGUUGA